GUGGGUCCACUGGGUGCUUAGUACAUACUAAUGGUAAUUUCAUGGAUUAUAUUGACAAAACGCAAUGGGGUUGUUUGGUGGAGUACUUGUCUUACAAACUUAAAAAUCUGUUAGAGCCAAGCUUUGAAUUUUGGAAGAAAAUCAUUUUUUUGCUUGCUCGCUUGCUCCUGAUGACUCUGCCUCCUUCCUUCCUACCACCAAUAGUGCCCUUUGCCUAUUCUCUGUUGAAUAAUUGUCUUUUUUUUUCCUCUUGACUUGAUACUGUUUUUGUUAUUUUUAGAUUUAAGCAUGUGUUGAGAUUGUUAAUGUUACUAUUAUUAAUACUGUCAAGUUUAUAUUUUUACAGAUAUAGUUUAAACUAGAAAAUUAUUUCACAUAUAUAAGAUGGCAGCCCCAAAGACAAAGGCAGUAUGGGAUGCAAUUACAACUAAAAUUUUCUGUGAGGUCUGUUUCGAAGAGGUUAUGGCUGGUAAUCGUCCCACUGGUACUUUUAAUAAAAUAGGGUGGAAAAAUGUAGAACAAAAAUUUAAUGCAAGAGCAAAUAAAACUUAUAGUUAUAAACAAUUAAGAAAUAAGUGGGAUUCAUUAAAAUGUGAUUGGGUUUUGUGGAAUCAACUUUUAAAACAAGAAACAGGGUUAGGGUGGAACCAUGAAAAGGGUACCAUUGAUGCUACUCCUCAGCGAUGGGCUGCAUUGAAAGCGGAAAAUAAAGAAUAUGCUAAGUUUGAGCAUCGUGGAUUAGAAAAUGCAGCAGAGCUCGAGAGAAUGUUUGAUAAAAUAGUGACAACGGGUGAAACUGCAUGGACCCCAGCUGCUGGUGCUGUUUUUCCAGAUCCAGAUGUGGGUCAAUUAAGGGUUGAAGAUGCUGUUGAUUUAGAAGAAGGAAGUGGUGAUUCUGAUGAUGUGAACAUCAUGGCUACACCAACCCAAAAAAGCAAUGAAAAAAGGAAGAAUAAAGUUGGUAGUUCAAGUAACCUUAAAGGAAAGAAAGUUAAGUCGGGGGGAGCAGCAUACAUGCAAAGACAAUUGGAUCGUCUUUGUGAUGCAGUUGAGAGUUACACCGAAGCUAAUUUAACCGAAUCAUCAAGGAAGAAUUAUGCAGAUGCACCUACGGAUAGUGUUGGAGAAUGCAUGGAAUUGUUGUUGACUUUGCCUGGAAUUGAAGAUGGUGAUGAAUUAUAUAUGUUAGGUACUCGUUUGUUUGUGAAACAAGAAUAUAGAAAUAUGUUUAAGAGUAUCAAAUCUGUUAACUCUAAAAUUGCUUGGUUAAAACAAGAGUUGGAGACAGACAAGGUGAGGGCUGAGUUGAAUAGGCAGAAAGCUAGUAAAAAGCACUGAAUAUUAGAUAUUAAUCUAUGUUGUUAUAUUUGAUCUUGAGUUUCUAGUAUUGAUGUGGUAUUUAGGAUUUGAGAUGCAAAACUAAUAUGAAUAUUGGGGUUUUAAUUUUUAGAUUUGAGAAUUUAAGUUUUUAUUGUUUAGUUUUUAGCAUUAUGAUAUUUGUGGUGUUGGUAUUUAACAUAUAUAAUUGUAAUAUUUAUGUAGAAUGUUGAAUGGUAUUAUGAAUCUAUGUUUUAUCAUAAAGUUUUUUUCAAAUU
Rubroshorea leprosula is the source of this 1595-nucleotide messenger RNA. Lineage: Eukaryota; Viridiplantae; Streptophyta; Magnoliopsida; Malvales; Dipterocarpaceae. The record is from the annotation of a GenBank genome assembly.